Molecule: messenger RNA, 1426 nt
Organism: Xylaria bambusicola
Lineage: Eukaryota; Fungi; Ascomycota; Sordariomycetes; Xylariales; Xylariaceae
Product: O-methyltransferase
Exons: 2
Coding region: 270-1034 (254 amino acids)
Molecular function (GO): O-methyltransferase activity
Source: RefSeq, a predicted model, not a curated record
GGUACGUAGAGUUUGUAUUAUCAUAACAUUACACAUCUAAAAUUCUCAAUGAGACUUCCUAACCCGCAAAGAGUUACUCCAGCUGCUCUCCACGUCAGACAACGACACCCGUGUGACUCAUUUCCACUCACAGUGCGGCAGAUGAUACCGGCGUCUACGGCAUAAUUAAUAUCCAGCCAUUAGUUAUUAUAUAAAAUGCCAUACUCCCUUCAAGUAUUCAAUGACACUGCCAGAGCAAAUACACAGGGGCUUAGUCACAAAUCGAGAAUAUGGCCUCACCACUCAUCAACCCAUCCCCCACGCUCAAUGCGUCGGAGCGUGUCAAAGCCUUGAUUCAUCGUCUCCACGCCAACUCUCUCGCCCAAGAAGCAGAGCUGAACAAGCCUGAUGGAGAAUUAUCGAAGCUCAAAGCCCUGAACGAGCAAGGUGCAGCAGGCGACGCCAAUGCACAGGGCGACUUCCAGCAGCAGUUCGACGACUUGAUGCGCGACAAGAUGAUAGCGCUCGAGCAGGACAAGGCCCUAUUCGUCUACCAUAUCUGCCGCACUAUAUCAGCUACGCGAGUCGUCGAGGCGGGAACCAGCUUUGGUCUUAGCACCAUCUACCUGGCCUUGGCUGUUGGGCAGAAUGCGGUGAAACUGGACCCGGAGCAGAGAAAAGCCGCCAAGGUCAUAGCAACAGAGUAUGAGCCUAGUAAGAUUGCCCUCGCGCGCCAGCACUGGCAGGAGGCUGGGGAUGAAGUUGAGCCCUGGAUCGAGCUACGCGAAGGCGACCUACGACAGACGCUGGCUUCUGACUUGCCAGCGGAGAUCGACUUUGUGCUUUUUGACAUCUGGACUCCCAUGGUACUACCGACUCUUCGCCUUUUGGAGUCUAACCUCAAAAAAGGUGCCGUGAUCGUGGCUGACAAUGUCACGUCGGCGGCGGACGGCUACGAAGAUUAUCAUAAUUACAUCGAGACGCAUCGAAAUGCGUAUCGAACGCUUGUUUUGCCUUACUCUGGCGGACUAGAGCUCACAGUGUACGACCCAUAAGCAGAUUGAAAUGGGGUACACAAGUAGUCAUGACGAACAGAAAACCUGAUCUUGGUGGCGUAUUUUAGUUAGCAUAGAUGAUUACCGUCUCUGACAGCUGCCGAAUGAGUUAGCUCUCGGUACGUUUUAGUCCUAAACGCUUACCCUCCAUGUAAAAUGACACUGCUAUUGGUGAACACAAUGCUGAUAAUGUAAGAAAUUCCUGACUGUUUUUUCGAGCUUGCCUCAUUGGGAUUUCUUAUUUGUCCAGUAUACUACAAAGAUCAUGAUAUUCAGAGAAAUAGGUCGGAGAUCGACUCCUCGAGAAUUAUAUGACUCCAAACCCAUCAUCCUCAUGUUUGUCUCGGCGUUGUCAUAGCUUUUGAAGGCUUAUAUUACUUUAAGAUCGUCUG